AGAUCUUUAUUACAUUGACCAUAUGGACGGACGGAUACUGACACGGUUGGGUUGGUUGGUUCUUCUUGGAGUGUGGGUCGUCGUGGAAGAAGAAGGAUAACCUGAGCGAGUAGUUCAUAGUAGAUUUGAUCCCACGAAACAAGUCGCUCUCUGGUUUAAGAGAGGAGCACUUGGCCAAGUCCUCUUACUUCCAUUUGGACCCUUGAACUGAACGCAUCUCAAUCUGUGUAUCAUUUCAAAGAAUUCGACAGAGUGUAACAGAGACACGUUCAUUCAUUCUCUUUUUGUGUACUGGUGAAUCUACUUCUUGGUGAUCAAUCAGACAAACCGCUGUUGGUGAUAAGUGUGGUGUUUCUGAGUUUUGACACAAAAGUUCGAGUUAUAUACACACACACACGAGUGGUGCAAGCAACAUUUGCGGAACUGGAUUCGAAAUCUGGUCAUCAGCCAUCAUCCUUGCCAUCUGCAGCAGCAAUGGUAAUGAAACUUGAAGUUGGAGAUUGGCCAAAAGAGGCUAAAAUGGCGAGCGGUACGACAUCCGGUCCAACCAUGGCACCUUUCUCCAUCAGAGCACUCCUCCAAGAAUCUUCAGCACAUCAUCACCACCAAGACCUAGACAAACUGAGUGGUAGACGUGACUCCGGUGGUGGUGAAAGUCGGGAGAAUAUAACUAAUCACAAUAAUCACAAUAAGCGACGUCUCAGUGCUCUUAUGAGCCAUCACCAUCAAACUGAUCUCAUGAUGGCCCCAUCCCCUCCUCCCACUUCCACUCUCGAGGUCGUGGGCAGCAGAAUCUCUGCCCUCUGUGAUACCACCACCUCAAGUGACGAGAAUGAGGAUGAUCAACUUGAAGUGGACAUUGAAGACGACGAUGACAUUGAUUUGGAGGAUGAGAAUGAGCAUGAGGAAGGCGAAGGUGUGAUGGAUUUGAGUGAUCUGGGGAGCAGAAAUGUAUCCUCGUCAUCCAGCACUGACUCCCCAAAGCAGAACAAUGAGCAGAACAAUAAUAACAAUAAUUCCACUGGUGACGACAAAGUGGAGAAAGAGGGGAAAGAUGGCAAGGAGUCAAAGGAUGGGGACGACAAGAAAAAGAAGCACGAAAAACCGCCGUACUCGUACAAUGCUCUCAUUAUGAUGGCAAUAAGGCAAAGUCCCGAGAAACGGCUGACUCUCAACGGAAUCUACGAAUUUAUCAUGAAAAACUUUCCCUACUACAGAGACAACAAGCAAGGCUGGCAAAACAGUAUUCGCCAUAACCUCUCACUCAAUAAGUGUUUCGUCAAGGUGCCUCGUCAUUACGAUGAUCCUGGGAAAGGGAACUACUGGGUGUUGGACCCUUCCUCGGAGGACGUCUUCAUCGGAGGGAGCACCGGGAAGUUGAGACGCCGAACCUCCACCGCCUGUCGCACCCGAUUAGCCGCACUCAAGAGGAGUCUCACCUACGGAUUCCCCGGCCACUCCCCCUUCUUCCCCCCUUCGGGUCACCCGGGUCAACCCCUCCCUCAAGGCCAUCCUGGGCUAGGAGGAGUUGGCAACCAACCACUCUCCCCUCCCUUUUGGAAUCCCGGCAUUCCUCCCGUCGUAGCUGCGCAGCUUUAUCACCAACAAAACCUACAUCACCAACAACACUUGGCUUCUGCAAUCUACCGAUAUGCCGCAUCACAGUAUUACAUGUCCAACGGUCAUCCCACAAAUGCAGGAAAUCCAAUGUCAAACAAACCGAUAAUGCCCACUCCUCAAAACGUCUCAUUUUCCGUGGAGCGACUCCUGUCAUCCAAACCACCGCAAGUACUUCAUCCCAAUCACAUUCAGAAUCUGCAACAGCUUCAAAACCUCCACCACCUCCAGCAGCAGCAACUCCUUCACCCCCACCACCACCCUCACCACUCCUCCCCCUCACCCCUUCACUCCCUUGCCAACCUUAGUCAGAGCCAUCCCAGUCCGACGAGCUCAGAGGGGUCCGCAGCCUCGGCAACCACGCCCACUCCGAUCAACAGCGCUGGUAAAGGUUGUUCCAUUCCGACGUCGCCAAGCAUUGGUGGUGGUGGUGGUCAUAGUCCGGGUACUCAGCAGCCAGGUCUAAUUGCAUCAUCAUCCUCACGCAACAUGUCAUACGAUCCUUAUCGCGAGGUCUUGAACGAUAGUCAGUCGAGAAGUAGGCAUCACCAGCAUGAUCAUCAUGCAGUAGACUCGGACUGAUUUGAUUAUUUCACUCACCACGCCACGCACUCGUUCCUUCUCUUUCUUCUUGCAGCUAUGUGGCAAUAGUGGUGCGACUAUGGUGGAAACCAGUAUUACUAUUAUUAUUCUUACUGCUGCUUAUACUAUUUGUACAAGUAGUAAGUGUGGUACUAUAGCUGAGAGUAUUAAUCGUUUCAUCUCGUCGACCCAUCAUCAUGAUGGUCGGUCGGUUGUAACAGCCACUCCUAUUUUCAAUCGGCCAAAAAAUCAAUUAGAUUCAGUCCUUCCAUCCUUUUCCGAUCGAAAUCCAAUCGUACUUAUAUAAUUCGAACGAGUGCAUGGAAUCCAUUAUUUAGUGCUUCUCCCAAGCAAUAAAUAUUCCAUUUCUCAUUCAUUCAACCACAUUAUCGUGUAAUGGCAGCCAGUGACCCUUGCAUCCCAAAAUACACACAUGCACGCAGUUGUACAAUUUAUUACAGUGGCCAUUUCAAAAUUUUCUUUUCAUCAGUUUUAUAAUUUCAUUAAAGUUUCAAACUGAAUGUGAGUGCGGAGGGUCGUUUGUAGUUGGUGCAAUCAAAAACUUUGUGGGAAACGCCUCUUACACAUAAUGACACAGAUUAUAGUAUUCAGUCGCUUUUAGAUAGUAUUUUGUACUCUUUUUCGUCAGUCUUUUUUAGUUGCCAGCAAUCCACACGGUUUUGGUGAUGAUAGUCAAAAUAAUCAAAAUAUAGGAACGACGACUGCUAUUUAUUACCGCCUAAGAUGACACAUAUUUAGUUUAGUAAUUACCGAAUCUCAUAUUUCGUUAUCCACUCAAUGUAUUUAUUUAUGAAAAAUGUGAACAUAAGAUUGUACGUACUUAUCAUAUUAUUAUACACACGUUGUUACAUUAACUUUUACUGUUGUUGCAAUGCAGUUGUUAUUUAUUAAAGAGAAAUGAAUUAAAGUCGAUAAAUUAUUAUCAAAGUUUCGAAA
This is a messenger RNA of Folsomia candida, 3156 nucleotides long. RefSeq names its product fork head domain transcription factor slp2. Gene Ontology annotation, biological process: regulation of transcription by RNA polymerase II. Gene Ontology annotation, cellular component: nucleus. The record is from RefSeq and is a predicted model, not a curated record. Gene Ontology annotation, molecular function: DNA-binding transcription factor activity; sequence-specific double-stranded DNA binding. The transcript has 5 exons. Bases 475 to 2199 code for a protein of 574 amino acids. NCBI's taxonomy places the organism in Eukaryota, Metazoa, Arthropoda, Collembola, Entomobryomorpha, Isotomidae.